CGAAGGAAAAGAGCACGAGGCCGUCAACGCAUAACGUAUUUGGACAGAGUUAAGAAAGUUACCGGAAUCGCCAACACUGCAGAAAUCUUUGCCUGUGCUCGUAACCGUCAACGUUGGAGAGACAUGGUAGCCCAAGCAUGCAUCAUGCAUGGCACCUGAACAGAACAGUCCAUAAGCAAAAACACAAAGUUGUAAAAUCUUGAUAUAUCGUACUAAGAACAGUCAUAUACUUUAAAACAAAACACUUUAGCUUUCAGGUUAAUUAAUUCAACAAAUUAUGCAAUUUGGGAACCAUUUAAGGAACGCUGAAACAACGACAUUAUAUAUAUUGAGGGGGAAGGGGUAAGUUCGCAACAACACGCUAUUAGGAAAAGCGGUUUAAUUUUAUUGAUCUUAACAAAAUGACAUCGCUUGCUUUUACUUUAGUAAAACAUGAUAAGAUUUAUAUGGAUGCUUUGAGAAUUAUAUGAAUUGCCGUAACAAAUUUCACUUACGCACAGCAUGCAAAGCUGGAACAAAGGCAUUUUUUUCUUUAUUAUAGAUACACCUGCCUUCUAUACACAAUUAAAAGUAUUUGGAGAAAUACCUAUCAUUCAUUACUAUUCUUAAGCGUCGUUUAUUUUGUAUUUUGUAAGAACAUAAAUAGGAGGUUUCAAGAGAAAAUGUCUUUAUACUUUAUAAGUUAUAAAGAAAGAACUCGAUCAAUAAAAUAAACUCCUUAAAACUUCCACAGCGCCAACUGGAAAACUAAUUUAGAAACAAUCAACGCGACGAAUAAGACACAAAUGGAACAAAAACUACCGCCAUUUUCUGAGUGCUGCUUUGCUUUUGGGAAUUUUCAGAGAAAGAGAAAGCUCGCAUGGAGAAAACGGCUAUUGAACAUGGAGGGAAAAUCUGCAAUCUUGAAAGUAAGAAGUUGACGCAUAUUGUUGUGAAGUAUAGCGAUAAAGAGAUUCCUCAAGAUGCGUUGGAAGUGAAGAAUGUAAAAGUUGUCAAACAAGAGUUGUUUUGGGCGAGCAUUCAAGGCGAUGCGCGUGGUGGUUCGGGCUCGUCCCUUCAUAAACAGUCAACCUCUAAUACAUCGUCACUGGUUAAUCAAAAUAGUCGAAAACGACGUCGAGACACAGACGAAGUCGAUGAAAUAUUACCAGCAAAUUCUCUUAGUCACGCACCAAAAAGAAAGAACAAUGAUAUUUUAUCAGAAAAUUCAUUUCCAGCCUCUUUACCUAAGUACACUAUGACAUUUCCUGGUACACGACGUGAAGACAGUUCUCGGCUAGAAGUACAAUUAAUGUCUCAAAAUAUGAAGGUUACACCAGUAACAGCGUUUUCACCUCCUAAUGCCAAAACAGUGCGUGAACAAGUUGCCUCAGAAUUGCUACAAACUGAGCAGAACUAUGUGAAAAAAAUUGACACAAUUCUGAAUUUUAAGAGUCCUUUGGAGAAAAUAGAUGAGACGGAUGGACCAAUCUUGGAACCAGUGGAAAUUAAAACAACAUUUGGAAAUUUACCUGAUAUCAAAAAAGUUCAUCAUGAAAUAAUGGUCGAAUUGCAGAAUCUGUUACGGUUUUGGACAGAAGAUAAGUGUAUUGGAAAAGUGAUUUUGAAAUAUACUGAUGAGCUCAGGACCGUGUAUCCUAAAUACAUAAAUUUUUUUGAUAUGAGAAGAGAAUCUGUAGUGCAAUGUGACCAAAGAAAACCACGGUUUCACGCAUUUCUUGAGAUAUGUCGUAGUAAACAUGAAUGCGACCGUCAGACGUUAGCAGAACUUCUUAUCUUACCUGUUCAAAGACUUCCUAGGAUGAACCUACUUUUGAAAGAAUUGCUCAAAGAAACAAGAAAAGCAGACUUAAAUAACCCAGACAUUGCUCAUUUAGAAAAAGCAAUUGCAGCUCUGGAAAGUGUUAUUACACAUAUUAAUGAGUGUAAAAGAGAGUCUGAUGGUCAAGUUCAAAUGUUUGAAAUCAUGGGAGACAUUGAAAACUGCCCGCCAAAUAUUUUAGCUGCUCAUCGGUCUCUUGUUUUAAAAAUUGAUGGAUUCGAAAUAAGUGACGAAUUUGGUAAAAAAGCACAACCUGUAACACUGUUUUUGUUCAACGAUUGUCUUGAGGUAACCAAACGCCACAGUAAAAGCAAUGCCCUAUCUUUCCUAAAGAGAGAUUCAGAUGGUAAAAAGCCCUAUGAUCAUCUGGAGUUGAUCCCAUUGUCGCAAUUGCAAAAUAUUUUGGACAUCACAGAGCAAGACGAAAACCAUGAUCUAUUUGGAUUUAUGUAUGAGUCAAGUGAAAAGAUAAAAUCUCCAAAAUUUCGUCUCGAUGGAAUCACAAAGGAAAUCUGCUUGGACAACUUUUUCAAUGUGUUAGCUAAAGCUGGUAAAGUUGCAAACAGAGACGAGUGUAUUGUUAAAGUGGAUGCCGAUAAAUUGGGGAUAAAGAAGAGUGAUUUGUCCUUGACGAAGUCGAUAAUUCGUCGAUAAGUCAGCAUAUGUGGAACUACAUGCAGAGGCGUAACUAAAACGUUAAUUGGGGGGGGGUGCAUAUUUAUAUAUUGCGUUGUGCCCUACUGAACUUUUUUGAAAGUGAAUUGAUCAAAAGAAAUCAGUAGGGCACAACUGAUUAUAUGAAUACACACCCUCCAAUUAUCGUUGUAGAUACACCUCUGACUAUAUGUGUGUUAUGACACAACUAAUGCAUCCGAUGUAAAUCUAAGAUCAUCUGGAAUUAUACCACGAGUGGAUUUCUGUCCGAAGAGGCAAUGCUAAAUUAAACUUAUCAUGCAUUGAUGCACAUAGUCAUAAGCUUUUCUUUUAUAAAAAUAGGAACAAAUUAUGCCUAGUAUUGCAGAAAGUGGUUCUUUGUCAUGGUUUGGAUGUUUAUUAAUCGAUUUUAUUUACUAUAUUAAAGAGAAUGAUUUGA
Messenger RNA from Xenia sp. Carnegie-2017, 2915 nucleotides. Its product is annotated as protein ECT2-like. The record is from RefSeq and is a predicted model, not a curated record. Gene Ontology annotation, cellular component: nucleus; cell cortex. Gene Ontology annotation, biological process: mitotic cytokinesis; regulation of cytokinesis, actomyosin contractile ring assembly; intracellular signal transduction. The coding region runs from base 860 to 2476 and encodes 538 amino acids. Gene Ontology annotation, molecular function: GTPase activator activity; guanyl-nucleotide exchange factor activity. Lineage: Eukaryota; Metazoa; Cnidaria; Anthozoa; Malacalcyonacea; Xeniidae. The transcript is spliced from 16 exons.